Messenger RNA from Closterium sp. NIES-67, 1820 nucleotides. The record is from the annotation of a GenBank genome assembly. Lineage: Eukaryota; Viridiplantae; Streptophyta; Zygnematophyceae; Desmidiales; Closteriaceae.
AUUCUGGUCUGCCUUGUGGUACCUGCUACUGCUGAUCCGUUCUGCAUUUCUUCGUUGUCCUGGAGUUUCAAGCACCAUUGCCUGCUCAUUGCGUAAUUUGGGCCUGACUAGUCUGGUCUUUCUCUUUUUCUUCUCGGUCCCCUUGAACUUGGAACGAUGGUGAAGAUCUGCUGCAUAGGAGCUGGCUACGUGGGGGGUCCCACCAUGGCCAUGAUAGCAUACAAAUGUCCAGAGAUUAAGGUCACUGUGGUCGACAUAAGCAAGGCGAGAAUCGCUGCGUGGAACAGUGAUAAUCUGCCUAUUUUCGAGCCUGGACUCGACGAUGUCGUGAAGUCUUGCCGCGAUAAGAACCUUUUUUUCUCGACUGACGUGGAAAAGAGCGUCGCUGAGGCCGACAUUAUCUUCGUAUCCGUGAACACACCAACUAAGACCAGGGGAUUAGGAGCUGGUCGAGCAGCCGACCUGACCUAUUGGGAAAGCGCUGCUCGGAUGAUCGCUGACGUUUCUACUACUGACAAGAUCGUGGUUGAGAAAUCCACCGUUCCCGUGAAGACGGCGGAAGCCAUAGAGAAGAUUCUUACACACAACAAGAAAGGCAUCAAGUUCCAGAUUCUAUCGAAUCCCGAAUUUCUGGCGGAAGGCACUGCCAUAGAAGACCUCGACAAGCCCGACCGCGUUCUUAUCGGUGGUCGUACAUCCGAGGAAGGCCAGGCUGCAGCAGCGGCUCUUGCUGCGGUCUAUGCUCACUGGGUGCCUCAAGAAAACAUCAUUGUGACCAACCUCUGGUCCGCUGAGCUGACCAAGUUGGCAGCAAAUGCGUUCCUCGCUCAGCGCAUUUCAUCAAUCAACGCCAUCUCUGCUCUGUGCGAGGCCACGGGGGCCAACGUCUCCGAAGUAGCAUACGCGAUUGGAAAGGAUACCCGUAUUGGUUCCAGAUUCCUCCAGGCCUCUGUCGGUUUUGGUGGCUCCUGCUUCCAGAAGGACAUUCUGAACCUUGUCUACAUCUGCGAGUGCAAUGGAUUGGUGGAGGCCGCUCACUACUGGAAAACGGUGAUUGACAUUAACGAGUACCAGAAGUCUCGAUUCAUCAGCAGGAUCGUGUCGUCCAUGUUCAACACAGUCGUCAACAAGAAGAUUGCCAUCCUCGGGUUUGCCUUCAAGAAGGACACAGGCGACACCAGGGAGAGCCCUGCCAUUGAUGUUUGCCACGGGCUGCUCAGGGAUCAGGCUGACGUCAGCAUCUAUGACCCACAAGUGACGGAGGAGCAGAUCAGGCGUGACCUGUCCAUGAACAAGUUCGACUGGGACCAUCCGUAUCACCUGCAGCCAGUCAGCCCCCGGGUGCACCAGAAGGUGUCCGUGUCAUGGGAUGCAUAUGGAGCGUGCAAGGGCGCUCAUGGAAUCUGCAUUCUCACAGAGUGGGACGAGUUCAAGCAGCUGGACUACCAGAAAAUCUAUGAGCACAUGGAGAAACCAGCCUUCGUGUUUGAUGGGCGCAACACGGUGAAUGUGGCGAAGCUGAGGGAGAUUGGCUUCAUUGUGUUCUCCAUUGGACAGCCGCUUGACCCCUGGGUGAAGGAUCUCCCUUCCAUGCACUAGUCUUGCAUGGAGCAGGUCUUGGUCGUGGACCAGCAGCAUGAAUACUCGCCCAGGAGCCUGGGUGGUUAGCGUAUAAAAACAACUAGGAAGUGGGAGUUACACGAACUGACCAUCUAGAUGGCAUAGUGCAACCAUGACUGUCUACGGGACAUAUGACACAAGUGAUUAGUGUUUCGACAUCUAUCUCGAUACUGUAGUUCCACAUCGCAGCAUGAGUAGAA